AGACACAAACUACAAAGACGAAGAAAUUUUCAACACAAACUCCUAGGGUUCGACUCGAAGAGAGAAAGAGAGACAGAGAGAGAAAUGGGUUCUGAAGGGAACAAGAUCAGCGAUGACAUGGAGUUCCAACCAUCGGAGCCGGCACUAUGCGCUAAGGGUUGUGGCUUUUUCGGCACGGCGGCGACGAUGAAUCUAUGUUCCAAGUGUUACAGGGAUUUACGAAACAACGAACAGCAAGCAGCUUCGGCUAUGGCGGCUAUGGGGAAACUGGUGAUUCAGAAUCAGAAUCAAUCGGCUGUUCCUGAUGGGAUUAAUUUACAGACCACCGUGGGGACGUCGACUUCUGUGGCUGAAUCAUUGCCGUUGGUUGAGAGUGGUGAACCUAUGAUGGCGAAUAGGUGUUUGAGUUGUAAUAAGAAGGUGGGGGUUUUUGGGUUCCUGUGUAGGUGCGGAAAGACUUUCUGUGGGACCCAUAGGUACCCCGAAAAGCACGAGUGCUCGAUCGAUUACAAGGGGCUUGGAAAGGAAGCCAUUGCCAAGGCUAAUCCGCUGGUCAAGGGUGAUAGGGUACAGAGGUUCUGAACUGAACCCGGUUUGGAUUUGAACUUGUUUUUUGGUCUUCUGAUUUCAUGGGUUUAGUUUGUUUAAGAGAGAAAGAAGAAGGGGGGGAGGGUCGAGUUAGGAAAGUGGUUUGGGCAUGAAAUUAUUUGGAGGUUUAUGGUAGAAACAGGCUGGAUUGGGUUGAGGGAGGAGGGUGGAUUGGAUUCUAGAAUAAAGUGAAACAUAUUAUUGUUGAAGUUGGUGGUUGCAGCCUUCGCUUUUUAAAGGUUUUGGCUUUUCUUGCUUUUUGUUUACUGCUAAUUAUUGGGCUUACCUGCUGCUACUUUGGUAUGAACAUGACUAUAAUUUGUAUGCUUGAGGAAGACAUAAAGCUUGAUUGCCCUCUUUUUUUUUUAAUCUUAAAGAGGACAGAAAAGAUAGAAUUUUGGUAGCAAGUAUGUGCUUCAAGUAAUAAGGGUUAUGCAUAUUCUAAGCAACCUUCCUAAUUAACACAAUUAUAU
Molecule: messenger RNA, 1061 nt
Organism: Ilex paraguariensis (yerba mate)
Lineage: Eukaryota; Viridiplantae; Streptophyta; Magnoliopsida; Aquifoliales; Aquifoliaceae
Source: the annotation of a GenBank genome assembly